Capsicum annuum is the source of this 1806-nucleotide messenger RNA. RefSeq names its product probable serine/threonine-protein kinase PBL9. Gene Ontology annotation, molecular function: protein kinase activity; ATP binding. NCBI's taxonomy places the organism in Eukaryota, Viridiplantae, Streptophyta, Magnoliopsida, Solanales, Solanaceae. The transcript has 7 exons. Gene Ontology annotation, biological process: protein phosphorylation. The coding region runs from base 352 to 1560 and encodes 402 amino acids. The record is from RefSeq and is a predicted model, not a curated record.
ACCUUUGUAGGUGUACGUAGUGUGCGUGAAUUAAAGACCAACAGUCCAAAGAGAGAGAGAGAGAUUACAGCUUUAAAGAUAUGUAGUAGGACCAGCCCACCAUUAAUAUCACCUUCUACCAACCUUCCUCUUCCUCAAGCCUACAUUUUUCUAAUUCAUUACUCCUUGUUUUCUUCAAAGAAACCUCUGCAUCAUAUACACCUACAAGCAGCCAUCAUCCUCUUAUCUUUCCAUUCCUGCUGACUUUUCUUGAAAACAAAAAGGAGGUGGGGUACUUAUUUUCUUGAUAAGAAACAAAGAAGUUUUGUGAAGGAAGGAGGAGAAUCUAAAGGGGUGGUUUUUUUUCUUCUCAUGGGGAUAUGUUUGAGUGCUAGAAUUAAAGCUGAAAGUCCAUUUCAUACAGGGCUAAAUUCAAGAUCUGUUAGCACCGAUGGAGGGAAUGAUAGCAAUCCCAGCUCCAGGGUACCACCAGCUACUAGAAGUGAAGGAGAGAUAUUACAGUCUCCAAAUUUGAAGAGCUUUAGUUUUUCUGAUCUCAAAACUGCCACCAGGAACUUUCGUCCUGAUAGUGUGCUGGGAGAAGGUGGAUUUGGAUCGGUUUUCAAAGGGUGGAUUGAUGAGAACACGUUCGCAGCUACCAAGCCUGGGACAGGCGUGAUCAUUGCUGUGAAAAGGCUAAAUCAAGAAGGUUUUCAAGGUCACAGGGAAUGGCUGGCCGAAGUAAACUAUUUGGGACAGUUUUCUCAUCCUCAUCUUGUAAAGUUGAUUGGCUAUUGCUUGGAGGAUGAACACCGGCUUUUGGUUUAUGAGUUUAUGCCUCGAGGAAGCUUGGAAAACCAUUUGUUUAGGAGAGGUUCUUAUUUCCAGCCUCUAUCUUGGAGACUACGCUUGAAGGUUGCUCUAGGAGCUGCAAAGGGGCUUGCUUUUCUACACAGUGCUGAGACAAAAGUGAUAUAUCGAGACUUCAAAACCUCGAAUAUUUUGCUCGAUUCAAACUACACCUCUAAACUCUCAGAUUUUGGACUAGCUAAGGAUGGGCCAACGGGUGAUAAAAGCCACGUCUCUACAAGGGUUAUGGGGACCUAUGGAUAUGCAGCUCCAGAAUACAUGGCCACUGGUCAUUUGACUAGCAAGAGUGAUGUGUAUAGUUUUGGAGUUGUCCUCCUCGAAAUGCUAUCUGGUCGUAGGGCAAUCGACAAGAAUAGACCAUCCGGAGAACACAACUUAGUGGAGUGGGCGAAACCUUACCUGGGUAACAAACGUAAGGUCUUCCGCGUUCUGGAUACCCGUCUUGAAGGCCAGUAUUCAAUGGACGUGGCGAGUAAAGUAGCUAACCUUGCCUUGCGGUGCCUAUCAAAAGAUCCUCGGUUUAGACCAAGCAUGAGUGAAACUGUUAAAGAACUGGAGCAACUUUAUCAGCAAUCUAAAGAUUCUGGAAAUACUCGCACUCACAGUAACAACCGGCCUAGACCACGUAGACGGAGUGCUGGUGAUGUUACUAGUAGAAACACUUCAGUUGCUUAUCCGAGACCGUCUGCUUCUCCUCUUUAUGCUAAAUAAUUAAACAAAUGAUUGAAAGAUGCCUUAAUUUAUUAUUUUUUGUCUUUUAUGUUUUUCAUGCUUGAUGAGUAGUUGAGGCUGAUGAAGAACCUGCACAUACAUUUGCAGAAUCAGCCGACUGAUUGUACAGUUGUUUUGAUUAAUGUAUUGUAUCGAUACUUCCUGUAGGUCCUGAAUGUGUUUGUAACUUGAGGUGACGGUUUUUUUUUGACACAGCAAGGGAAUGCAAAGUGCUAUUUUGCAUAA